AUGGCAGUAGCAUCCUUGCCACCUUCCUCCAAUGGAAGAAUGGUAGAGCCGGCCGGGACGAUGGUGCAGUGGUGGGAAGAAUGGCAGCUGCGCGUGCUCGUUCUCACCAGCCUCUUCCUCCAGUGCUUCCUCUUCUUCUCGGCCACCUUCCGCAAGCACCGGAUCCCGGCGAUCCUCAGGGCAUCCAUCUGGCUGGCCUACCUCGGCAGCGACGCCGUGGCGAUCUACGGCCUCGCCGCCAUCUUCAGCCGACACGGGAAGAACGCCGGCGACGACGGCGGCCGCGGGGAAUCUUCCAUGCUGGAGGUGCUGUGGGCGCCCGUCUUCCUGAUCCACCUCGCCGGGGCGCAGGACAGCAUAACCGCGUACGACGCCGCCGAGGACAACGCGCUGUGGGCGCGGCGCGCGGUGGCCAUGUCGUCCCAGGCCGCGGUGGCCGUCUACGUGUUCUGCAGGUCAUGGUCCGGCGGGAAGGUGCCGGCGCGCUGCCCGGUGGCGCUGUUCGUCACCGGGUUCCUCAAGAUGGGUCUCAUGCUCUGGGCUCUGCGGCGAGCCAGCGCUACGAGGAUAGCAACCGUCGGCCGGAAGGCGGCGGCGGUAGAGGCCAACUGGUCGUUAGAGAGAUACCUGCAGUGGGCGAGUAAAUCCGCCAUCGAAGCCACCAGGAACAUUCAGACGAACGACGACGGCGACGGCGGCGGCGGCGAGAAUCGUUCGGCGGCUCGCCGCCAUCGUAGCGCCACCAGUGAGCUGCAGCUGGACCUCAUAGAUCUCGAGUAUCAGAACGACCUCAUGGAGCUCUUCAUUGAUUUCCCAAAUACCUACACUAGCCGGCUUAGCUACCUCUCGUUGUUCUUGAAGCUCGAACCCUACGAUGCAUACUGCCGGCUUUGCGACCUCGUGGAUUAUGCGUUCCAGAUCUUCUACACCAGCAGAAACGCCGCCUACCCCUUCGCCAUCUGGUUCGUAUUCCUGCGGUUCAUCUUUUUCAUGCUGGCCUCCACGGCCAUCGGAGGCUUUGACGGGCUUGACAGCAACAUAGACGGGCUCGACGCCAACGAUGUCAAGGUAACCUACAUCCUUCUAUACUCUGAAUUCGUAGUGGAAUUCAGUAACAUGAUUUCGCUGCGCUACCAUAAGUGGCCGGUGUGCAAGCUAGAACCACAAAUAAAGCACACUAUCGCGCAGUUCAGCCUCAUCGGCUGCGCUUCCCACAGCCGAUGGCCAAGGGAAAUGGAUUCUAAUCUCUCGAGAAGAUAUCCUCUCAUUCAUACGUGUCAAACAGUGUUGAGUAGAGUAGCCAUGUUUUUGAGAUGCAACAACCAGCACUACUGGUAUCAUGUUGAGCAUAGUUCGUCGACUGAAAAAGCCGUAGAUCUCAUCCGCGAGGACCUGAGAUCUGGGUGGGUGGAGGAUGAUCUGCGCAGCGCCGCCGCCUACCGGAGAUUCAAUGACCGGCGAGGCCAGUGGACUCUCCGGCGGGAGCAGUGCUACGGAGAGAUGGGAUGGAGCGUGGCCAAGCUACCGUUCGACGAGGCUGUCCUCAUCUGGCACAUCGCCACGGACAUAUGCCUCCAUUGCACGGAAGACAUCGACAUCUCAUCGUCACCGGCUGCCAGCGCCGACGAGGUCACCGCCGUGAUGGAGAUAUCCAACUACAUGAUGUACCUGCUGGCGUACCAGCCAGACAUGCUGAUGCUCGGCACCAGACAAAGCCUGUUCAUGGCGGCCCACCAUGAGAUCGUGCACGCCUUGAGACACCAGGGGCGGCAUCAGCAACAGCCCAGCGAGAGAGACCUUGCGCGAUGCCUCGCCGGCGGCGACGACGACGAGUACUCCACCCCGGCCACGGAGGAGCAAGCCGGAGCUGGCAGCAGGCUUCUCGAGAGGAGAGGAGGAGGAGGCCGCCAUCUAGCGCACGCACGGCGGCUCGCCGGCGCGAUGAUGAAGCUGGAUGCCGGCAAGAGGCUGAGGGUGAUCGGCGGGGUGUGGGUGGAGAUGAUAUGCUACUCCGCGAGCAGAUGCAGCGGGUCUCUACACUUGAAGAGCUUGGGUGUCAGCGGCCAGGAGUUCCUCACCGUCGUUUGGCUCCUGCUUCACCGGAUGGGCAUGGAGGUGUUGGCCGACAAGCUCCACAGACCAGAGCUCGCCGGAGACGAUCCGGAUGCUGUUGGUGUGUAA
Oryza sativa Japonica Group (Japanese rice) is the source of this 2181-nucleotide messenger RNA. RefSeq lists its product as uncharacterized. The record is from RefSeq and is a predicted model, not a curated record. NCBI's taxonomy places the organism in Eukaryota, Viridiplantae, Streptophyta, Magnoliopsida, Poales, Poaceae.